AUGCAAACAAUCACACGCUUGCUAUCUUCUCACACGUUUUCUAUUGAACCAUGGGACGACCUUCCGGACCGCCGUUUCCGGAACUGUAUGCAGCCCCUUACUACCAUAGAGCGAGAGCGCAAGUCGACCCUCUUCGCAGUCUGCCCCCAAUCGCUCUGCUUGUCCAUCAAUAGCGUCUGCACGAGUCGUAAAGAAACAGCCGCUUGCUACUUGGAUGCUCGACCGUUCUUCCGAUUCUCACGUCCGGGUGGACUGUCGGUUCAUGCAAUAGAUGUACUCAAGAUAGGCAUUUCGGUCGACCGAUUCCCUCGCAGUAGAGAGAGCAUGCGAGCAUUCCAUUACCUGAAAGGACAAUGCGACAUGCAUCGAACUACGGCAUCGAAAUUCGGGAGUACGGCGUCUCGAGGCAUCGAAGUGGAAUGCGCAGCCCAAGGGCCUGCAGCUUGA
Molecule: messenger RNA, 447 nt
Organism: Ramularia collo-cygni
Lineage: Eukaryota; Fungi; Ascomycota; Dothideomycetes; Mycosphaerellales; Mycosphaerellaceae
Exons: 2
Coding region: 1-447 (148 amino acids)
Source: RefSeq, a predicted model, not a curated record